AAAGAAACGAUCAAAGAAAUCCAAUACGGCCGAGGAAAUGGAAAAAAACGAGCUUAAAGUAAUACGUGGAAAACCAGAACAACAGAAAAUGGACAUUUCAACGGUGGAGGUGAAAAACAAUAACAUUGAAAAGCUCAAAAUCGGUUGCGAAGCAAAGAAAACUACCGACCGAGUGGAGAAUAGUGGCAAUGGAACCGGAUCAAUUAGUGCUCCGCUUACGGACUUAGGUCCUUCAAUUGGUGAUUCACAUGAGAACAAGGGGGCUGACAUUCCCAUCCAUCCACCACUCGAUACACAAUCUCACGCCAAAGAUGAUGAUUGGUACGACAUCUUAGUCAUAACAGCUGACUACGAAUUUCCAAAGAACCCAGCAAAUGAAGAUGUGAAAGAAGAGAGAACUCAAGGGGAUUGAAUGAAAAUUUAGAUGAAAUUGG
Molecule: messenger RNA, 434 nt
Organism: Caenorhabditis elegans
Lineage: Eukaryota; Metazoa; Nematoda; Chromadorea; Rhabditida; Rhabditidae
Gene: K02D10.2
Exons: 3
Coding region: 38-412 (124 amino acids)
Source: RefSeq, marked reviewed